Messenger RNA from Cherax quadricarinatus, 749 nucleotides. RefSeq names its product ribosomal protein S26 (gene RpS26). Gene Ontology annotation, cellular component: ribosome; cytosolic small ribosomal subunit. The record is from RefSeq and is a predicted model, not a curated record. Gene Ontology annotation, biological process: translation. NCBI's taxonomy places the organism in Eukaryota, Metazoa, Arthropoda, Malacostraca, Decapoda, Parastacidae. Gene Ontology annotation, molecular function: structural constituent of ribosome; mRNA binding.
UAGUAAAUUUUUCCAAACAAUUUUUUGUUAAUAUUUAAGAGAAGAACCAUGAGUGAGAGAAGCUGUGUCUCCCUCACGUUGUUGUCAGUUCUUUCAGCAGGUGGAGCUGACUCCGGCGCCACUCUUAUAGCAAUUAUGACCUCAAAGCGUCGGAAUAAUGGACGAUCCAAGCAUGGACGAGGCCACACCAAACCUGUUCGUUGCACUAACUGUGGUCGAUGUGUGCCUAAGGAUAAGGCCAUUAAAAAGUUUCAAAUACGUAACAUUGUAGAGGCAGCUGCAGUGAAAGAUAUUAAUGAAGCUUCAGUUUAUACUGUUUACCAGUUGCCCAAAUUGUACAUCAAGCAGCAUUACUGUGUUUCUUGUGCUAUUCACUCCAAGGUGGUGAGGAACCGCAGCCGCAAGGCCCGGAAGAUCCGCACCCCACCACCUCGUUUCCCACGUGCUCAAGAAACUGCGGCCAUACCCCGUUGAAAACACCGCAUCUCGUCUGGUCAUCGAAGUUAAGCACCGGUGGGUCUGGACACCCGCCCACGUCCCAACUAAAUGAAAGAAUUUCAGUAAAAAAAAAAAAUCUUUUAUUUAUCCUAGUCUUAGUCUAUGCAUUUUCAGCUACAAUGCUGAAAUAGGAAUUACUGGGCCUCUAUUUUAAUUGUAAAUGAACAGAUAUGCUCAUAGCUGGUUGUAAUCUUCUAAUAACCAAAUACUGUAUUAAAAGAUUAAUCAUUAUGUAUCUGGUAAACAUACUA